CCUUCCUUCAACUCCUCACUUCAUAGCACUGAGUACUAAAUACAACGGGCGCUAGGGGAGCGAGACGCUGCCUCCAUGCAGGCACUUUGCUGAUCUUUGUGGCUGUUCUUUAUUUACCUCGCUACCGACUGUUUUACUCACUGGUGGUUUUAUAUCGUUUGAUUAGAACUUCUGUCUUAUUGUGGAGAACAAAACACACACACACACACACACACACACACACACGCACACACACAGCAAUGUCGUAUCCUCAGGGUUAUCUCUACCAGCCCCCGGGCUCUUUGGCGCUGUAUUCGUGCCCAGCUUAUGGGGCUUCAGCUCUUGCCGCCCCAAGGAACGAGGAGCUGGCAAGGUCUUCGUCCGGAUCAGCCUUCAGUCCCUACCCCGGAUCGGCUGCUUUUACAGCGUCAGCCAGUGGCUUCUCAAGCCCGCUGCCCUACCCUACGGACCCCGCUGCUGGAUUCCCGUCGUACAUGGGCUCCCCAUACGACACGCAUACAACUGGCAUGGCAGGAGCGAUUAGUUACCACCCUUAUGGAAGUCCAGGAUACCCGUACCAGCUGAACGACCCUGCUUACCGAAAGAACGCAACUAGAGACGCGACGGCCACCCUCAAAGCCUGGCUGCAGGAACAUAGGAAAAACCCCUACCCGACCAAAGGAGAAAAGAUCAUGCUGGCUAUAAUCACUAAGAUGACUCUUACGCAGGUCUCCACCUGGUUUGCGAAUGCCAGGAGGAGACUCAAGAAGGAGAACAAGAUGACAUGGGCACCACGGAGUAAAAGUGAAGACGAGGAUGAAGACGACGGGGACGGAGAAAGGAAAGACGACCGUUCAGAGAAGAAUGUCGACAACAGUGAAACUUUAGUCGAGGACGAAGGUAUUAGUUUACAAGUCGACACUCUCACAGACCAUUCUUGCUCGGCGGAAUCCGACGGAGAGAAGGGCAGCUGCAGGACUGGGGACAUCGUUUGCGAGUCCGGAUCAGACACUAAGGACAAAUGCGAGGAUGAUGAUCACGAUAUCGAAAACGAAGAACGCCAGCGAGGCUUGUCUCCUAAGCCUGUGACAUCAUCGCCACUGACAGGGGUGGAAGCCCCAGUUUUAAAUCAACACCACGAGGACACGUCGAGAAGCAAUAGCAAAGCUAGCCUUGACAGCAGAAUUUUGUCAGGUCCGCAGAGUCAAAGCAUCAAACCUAAACUGUGGUCAUUAGCAGAAAUUGCCACUUCGGACCAAAAGCAGCACCCAGGGCAAAACUGUCCUUCAAGCAUACUGUCAUCAGCACCAUCAACAACGUCCCCUGCCAGCUGUGUCUACCCGGCCUCUUCCAUCUUGGGAAGGCCUAUUUAUUACACCUCUCCGUUUUAUAGUAAUUACACAAACUACGGCAACUUCAGCCCGUUGCAGAGCCAAGGGAUCCUACGGUACAAUUCUGCUGCAGUGAGUGCCAACGACGGUCUCCCACAAGCCGUGCUACACGCUGGCGCUACUCACAAACAGAGCAGUGACACUCUUAUUAAGACCCACGCGACCCAGAUGGAACAGCAAUUCAGGCUGUCUAAUUUAGAAUCCAAGAAAGACACCACUGACGCGUGCACUGUAGGAUCUCAACCAUACCUAUCGAGUUAAGAAGACGAUUACGCAAGUAGGUGUCACAAUUGCUUUGAAAAAAAGCGAACAAGCCAUCACUUCUAUAUCCAGUUUUAAAAGAAACAAUUCUCUAUAAACCGGAUCGCGUUCUGUGCCACCGACUG
Molecule: messenger RNA, 1756 nt
Organism: Megalops cyprinoides (Indo-Pacific tarpon)
Lineage: Eukaryota; Metazoa; Chordata; Actinopteri; Elopiformes; Megalopidae
Gene: irx2a
Product: iroquois homeobox 2a
Exons: 5
Coding region: 240-1631 (463 amino acids)
Biological process (GO): regulation of transcription by RNA polymerase II; neuron differentiation; cell development
Cellular component (GO): nucleus
Molecular function (GO): RNA polymerase II cis-regulatory region sequence-specific DNA binding; DNA-binding transcription factor activity, RNA polymerase II-specific
Source: RefSeq, a predicted model, not a curated record